UGGCGCUGCUGCUGGUGCUGUGAGGGGACGGAGACGGCUGGGCUGGGAGAGCAGCGGCGGCCCCGGAUCAGCGUGAUGCUCACGGACGGCUCCGCCGCUCCCGUCGGCGACGAGGAGAUAGACUCGGUCACUCCCCGCGCCUCCGCCACCGCCGAGCCCCCCGCCGCGGCCGGGCCCGCCCCGCUGGGGCUGCGGGCCGUGCGUCUCUUCGGGGAGGCCGGGCCCGGCGGGCCGGGAGGCCCCGGAGCGCCCGGCGCCGGGGAGGCCGCCCUCGACUUCAAGCUGGCAGCCGCCGUGCUGCGGAGCGGGGGCGGCGGUGGCGGUUCCGGCAGUGACGAGGACGAGGUGUCCGAGGUUGAAUCGUUUAUUUUGGACCAAGAAGAUCUGGAUAAUCCAGUGCUUAAAACAACAUCAGAGUUAUUUUUAUCAAGUCCUGCAGAAGGAGCAGAUUUAAGAACUGUGGAUCCAGAAACACAAGCAAGAUUAGAAGCAUUGCUAGAAGCAGCAGGAAUUGGUAAAUUAUCCACUGCCGAUGGUAAAGCCUUCGCAGAUCCUGAGGUGCUCCGAAGACUGACAUCAUCUGUCAGCUGUGCGUUGGAUGAAGCUGCUGCUGCAUUGACCCGGAUGAGAGCAGAGAACAAUCACAAUGCAGGACAAGUAGACAACCGCAGUUUGGCAGAAGCAUGCUCAGAUGGGGAUGUAAAUGCUGUUCGGAAGCUAUUGGAUGAAGGAAGAAAUGUAAAUGAACAUACUGAAGAAGGGGAGAGCCUUCUUUGCUUGGCCUGUUCAGCUGGGUAUUAUGAAUUGGCACAAGUGUUACUAGCGAUGCAUGCAAACGUUGAAGAUCGAGGGAAUAAAGGAGACAUAACUCCAUUGAUGGCAGCUGCCAGUGGAGGCUAUGUUGACAUUGUAAAAUUGCUUCUUGUUCAUUGUGCCGAUGUCAAUGCUCAGUCUUCAACAGGAAACACAGCACUCACUUACGCCUGUGCUGGAGGAUUUGUUGACAUAGUAAAAGUGCUGUUGAAAGCAGGUGCUAAUAUAGAAGAUCAUAAUGAGAAUGGACAUACCCCCUUAAUGGAAGCAGCCAGUGCAGGUCAUGUUGAGGUUGCAAGAGUACUGUUGGAAUAUGGUGCAGGAAUCAACACUCACUCCAAUGAGUUCAAAGAAAGUGCACUUACACUGGCAUGCUAUAAAGGCCAUUUAGAUAUGGUUCGCUUUCUGCUUGAAGCCGGAGCUGAUCAAGAACAUAAAACAGAUGAGAUGCAUACAGCUCUAAUGGAGGCCUGCAUGGAUGGACAUGUGGAAGUAGCUCGUUUGCUUUUAGACAGCGGUGCUCAAGUGAACAUGCCUGCAGAUUCAUUUGAAUCUCCAUUGACACUGGCUGCUUGUGGUGGACAUGUAGAGCUAGCAGCUCUACUGAUAGAAAGGGGAGCAAAUCUUGAGGAAGUUAACGAUGAAGGCUAUACUCCGCUGAUGGAAGCUGCCCGAGAAGGCCAUGAGGAGAUGGUGGCAUUGCUACUAGCACAAGGAGCAAAUAUAAAUGCACAGACAGAAGAAACGCAGGAAACAGCUCUUACCCUGGCAUGCUGUGGAGGAUUCUCUGAAGUAGCUGACUUUCUUAUUAAGGCCGGAGCUGAUAUAGAACUUGGUUGCUCUACACCUUUAAUGGAGGCUGCUCAAGAGGGUCACCUUGAAUUAGUGAAAUAUUUACUGGCAGCAGGAGCUAAUGUCCAUGCUACAACAGCAACCGGAGACACAGCUUUGACCUACGCCUGUGAAAACGGACAUACUGAUGUUGCGGAUGUUUUGCUCCAAGCUGGUGCUGAUUUAGACAAGCAGGAGGACUUAAAGAAGACUAUUUUGGAGGGCAUAGAGACGGCCAAGCAUCAGGAACAUGAAUCUGAAGGUGGAAGGACACCACUAAUGAAGGCUGCAAGAGCUGGUCACUUAUGCACUGUACAAUUUCUCAUUAGCAAAGGUGCCAACGUUAAUAGGGCUACAGCUAAUAAUGAUCAUACAGUGGUGUCACUGGCAUGUGCAGGAGGCCACCUUGCAGUAGUUGAGCUCCUUCUGGCUCAUGGGGCAGACCCCACUCAUCGGCUCAAGGAUGGUUCAACAAUGCUCAUAGAAGCUGCAAAGGGUGGGCAUACGAAUGUGGUUUCUUACUUGCUGGAUUAUCCAAACAAUGUUCUGUCAGUACCUACCACCGACAUGUCCCAGCUCACGCCACCUUCUCAGGAUCAGUCUCAGGUUCCACGUGUACCGGUGCAUACACUUCCCAUGGUUGUACCUCCCCAGGAACCUGACAGAACACCUCAAGAGAAUUCCCCUCCCCUCCUGGGAGUACAGAAAGGUACAUCCAAGCAGAAGUCAAGUUCCCUGCAGGUAGCAGAUAAGGACCUACUGCCACCUUUUCACCCAUACCAGCCUUUGGAAUGCAUAGUAGAAGAGACUGAAGGCAAGCUGAAUGAACUUGGACAGAGAAUUAGUGCUAUUGAAAAAGCACAACUCAAAUCAUUGGAAUUAAUUCAAGGCGAACCGUUAAAUAAAGAUAAAAUUGAAGAACUUAAAAAGAACAGAGAAGAGCAAGUACAGAAGAAGAAGAAAAUACUGAAGGAGCUACAGAAAGUGGAAAGGCAGUUGCAGAUGAAAACACAACAGCAGUUUACCAAAGAAUAUUUGGAGACCAAAGGUCAGACAGACACACCACUUCCCCUGCAGCAACAGUGCCCACACACAGGUGUCUUUCCAGAAGUGGAAGGAGAUAAGGGUCUACCAGAGGAUAACUUUUCAGGGUUACCUCAGGUUGACACAGUCUUGUCUAAAGAUGAUGAGCAACAACAGUCUUCACCACCUGCUGAACCAAUAGAGUUUGUCCCCAUCCAGCCUUUGCCAACAUCGCAGUGUAAUUUUUCCAGUAAUUUAGGUUAUAAUGGGACAGAUUCUCUUGAACUUCAGAAAGCAUUAGGUAAUCAGCAGAAUAUAGGACAGCAUCAGCAAAUUGCUGGACAUGGGCAGGGGCUGUUAGUUCAAGAACCAGACGGAUUAAUGGUUGCCACUCCAGCCCAGACGCUUACCGACACUCUUGAUGACCUAAUAGCAGCUGUGAAUAGCAGAGUGCCCACUGGCUCCACUAGUUCCACACACACCACGGAAUCUCCUACACCGGAGCCCUGUUCGCAGACGCCAAGCAAUGUAGCUUCUCAGUCUGUACUCCCUAUGUAUCCUUCAGUGGACAUUGAUGCACAUACUGAGAGUAAUCAUGAUACUGCACUGACCCUUGCAUGUGCAGGUGGUCACGAAGAACUUGUAUCUGUAUUAAUAGCACGAGGUGCCAAUAUUGAACACCGAGACAAGAAGGGUUUUACACCAUUAAUUCUGGCUGCAACUGCCGGACAUGUUGGCGUAGUGGAAAUCCUACUAGACAAAGGUGGGGAUAUAGAGGCACAGUCUGAGCGCACAAAAGACACACCACUUUCACUGGCAUGUUCUGGUGGACGCCAAGAGGUGGUUGACUUGUUGCUGGCUCGGGGAGCAAAUAAAGAGCAUAGGAAUGUUUCUGAUUAUACACCGUUAAGUCUUGCUGCAUCUGGGGGAUAUGUCAACAUCAUUAAGAUUCUGCUUAAUGCUGGAGCAGAAAUUAAUUCACGGACUGGGAGUAAGUUAGGUAUUUCUCCUCUGAUGUUGGCUGCAAUGAAUGGCCAUGUACCUGCAGUGAAACUGUUGCUUGAUAUGGGUUCUGAUAUUAAUGCCCAAAUUGAGACUAAUCGGAAUACAGCUCUCACCCUGGCUUGCUUCCAGGGCCGAGCAGAGGUGGUCAGUCUUCUCUUGGACAGGAAAGCCAAUGUUGAACAUAGGGCUAAGACUGGUCUCACCCCUCUCAUGGAAGCUGCUUCUGGAGGGUAUGCAGAGGUUGGAAGAGUUCUCCUUGAUAAAGGAGCAGAUGUCAAUGCUCCACCAGUGCCUUCCUCAAGAGAUACGGCUUUAACUAUUGCAGCAGACAAAGGCCACUACAAGUUCUGUGAGCUCCUCAUUAAUCGGGGAGCACAUAUUGAUGUUCGCAACAAGAAAGGAAAUACACCAUUGUGGUUAGCAGCUAAUGGUGGCCACUUUGAUGUGGUGCAGUUGCUUGUGCAGGCAGGAGCUGAUGUCGAUGCAGCAGAUAACCGAAAAAUCACACCCCUUAUGUCAGCCUUUCGCAAGGGUCAUGUGAAAGUAGUUCAGUUCCUGGUGAAAGAAGUUAACCAGUUCCCUUCAGAUAUUGAGUGUAUGCGAUACAUAGCCACCAUAACUGACAAGGAGCUGCUGAAAAAAUGUCACCAGUGUGUGGAGACAAUUGUGAAGGCUAAAGAUCAGCAAGCUGCAGAAGCAAAUAAGAAUGCUAGUAUCCUGCUAAAGGAGCUUGACCUGGAAAAGUCAAGAGAAGAAAGCAGAAAACAAGCUCUUGCAGCUAAACGAGAGAAGAGAAAGGAAAAGAGAAAGAAGAAGAAAGAGGAACAAAAAAGAAAGCAGGAAGAAGAUGAAGAAAACAAACCUAAGGAAACUCUAGAGCUUCAAGAAGAUGAUGAUGAAGAGGAAAAUGAUGAUGAAGUGGAGCAAGAAGUUCCUAUAGAGCCUCCCAGUGCAACCACUACAACUACAAUUGGAAUCUCUGCAACAUCAGCAACUUUCACAAAUGUCUUCGGGAAGAAGAGAGCCAAUGUGGUGACUACCCCCAGCACCAACCGAAAAAACAAGAAAAAUAAAACUAAGGACACUCCUCAGAAUGUGCAGAUAAUUUUGCCAGAUCAGCAUAUAUCUCUAGCACAACAAAAAGCAGAUACAAAUAAAAUAAAUGGAGAGCCAAGAGGUGGCGGUGCAGGUGGGAAUAGUGAUUCUGAUAACCUGGAUAGCACAGAUUGUAAUAGCGAGAGUAGCAGUGGAAGUAAAAGCCAGGAAUUAAACUUCACAAUGGAUACAAACUCAUCUACUGAUAGGCGAUACUCCUCGUUGCUGCUCCCUUCUCAGGAAGAAAAGUCUAGCACCUCAGCUCCAAAAACACCGACAAGACUUGAUGAUGAAACUAAUCCAAAUUCAUUAUCAACAAGUUAUAAAUCUGUGUCCCUGCCUCUUGCGUCUCCAAAUGUGAAGCUGAAUCUUACUAGUCCAAAAAGAGGCCAGAAGAGAGAAGAAGGCUGGAAAGAAGUGGUUAGAAGGCAAGUGGGCAGAGUUUUGAAAGACCCACCCCCUAGCAAUACUCUGCAGCCAACACCCAUUGAGCAGUUCCAGCUACAGAGAGGAGGGCGCUGCUGUUCAGGAGCAAAAAGGUCAAAGAAAUUAUCUGUCCCAGCUUCUGUCGUAUCUAGAAUAAUGGGAAGAGGUGGGUGUAACAUCACGGCAAUUCAGGAUGUCACUGGUGCUCAUAUUGAUGUGGAUAAACAAAAAGAUAAGAAUGGAGAGCGAAUGAUCACAAUAAGGGGUGGUACAGAGUCAACAAGAUAUGCAGUGCAGCUCAUCAAUGCUCUUAUUCAAGAUCCUGCCAAGGAACUGGAAGAUUUGAUUCCUAAAACUCAUAUAAGAACACCUGCUUCUAGCACCAAAUCAAUUCAUGCAAAUUUUUCGACUGGAGUUAGUACUGCAGCUGCUUCUAACAAAAAUUCGUUUCCUCUUGGUGCACCACCUCUGGUCACAUCGCAGUCAUCAACGCUAUCAACUUUCCAGCCCACUAGUAAACUAAACAAGAAUGUUCCAGCAAACGUACGUUCUUCUUUUCCAGUGUCUCUUCCUUUAGCUUAUUCCCACCCUCACUUUGCCUUGCUGGCUGCCCAAACUAUGCAACAGAUUCGGCACCCUCGCUUACCUAUGGCCCAGUUUGGAGGAACUUUUUCACCUUCACCGAACACUUGGGGACCAUUCCCAGUGAGACCAGUUAACCCUGGCAGCACAAACAGCUCUCCGAAGCAUAAUAGUUCAAGUCGUGUAGGUAAUCAGAAUGGGAAUAUUUUACAGUCUGAGUCUACUGGAUUAGCUACUUCUAGUUGUCCUAUUACUGUCUCAUCUGUAGCUGCUUCCACCCAACCACUGUGUGUAACCAGCAAUCGGACUCCCUCAUCAGUCAGAAAGCAGUUGUUUGCUUGUGUUCCGAAGACAAGUACUGGAGCAACAGCGGUCUCAACUGUGACAAGCACCUGUAGCAGUCUGCCUUCUGCUUCCUCUGCACCUGCCAACAAUGGGCAAGUUCCCACAGCAUUUCUGCCCUCUAAUGGUCCACAGACGCAGCAAUCUACACUUAAAACGGACUCUCUUUCAACUGUUUCUGCACCCAAAGAGAAGGUGUCAACACCUGACCAGCCUGUUGGAAGUGUGAACGCACCAACUUCCGUUGCAAGUAGUUGCAGUAUGUCAACUAGCAGCAAUCCAGGAGUCGUAGAAACUCGCCCAGCAAGCAGUCCUGCACCUCUGAAUAAUGUCCAAGAUGAGAUAUUGCCAACCAGCAUGUCAGAGAUGAGUCCUUCUAUGUCGAUGCCUUUUUCAUCUAGCUCAGAACCCACUCCAUUAAGCUUAGCUUCACCCAGAUCAGUUGCUGCAGAUAAUCAGGACAACAGUAAUUUACCUCAAUUAGCUGUACCAGCACCUCGAGUUUCUCACAGAAUGCAGCCUAGGAGUUCUUUCUAUUCAGUGGUACCAAAUGCAAACCUACAUCAAGAUCCUCAGUCUAUUUUUGUUACAAAUCCAGUUCCUUUAACACCUUCGCAAGGCCCGCCUGCUGCAGUGCAGCUUUCAUCAGCCAUGAACGUUAUGAAUGGUUCUCAGAUGCACAUUAACCCAGCAAACAAAUCCUUGCCUCCUACGUUUGGGCCAGCGACGCUCUUCAAUCACUUUAGUAGUCUCUUUGAUAGCAACCAGGUGCCAGCCAACCAAGGAUGGGGAGACUGUCCGUUAUCCACGCGAGCAGCAGCAGACCCAUCUUUCGCUGUUCAGUCUACUUUUCUGAAUAACUCUGUGCUUGGACAUGUAGAAAAUGUGCAUCCUGACAACUCCAAGGCUCCUGGAUUUAGGCCACCUUCCCAGAGAGUUUCUACUAGUCCUGUAGGAUUACCUUCUUUAGAUCCAUCAAACAUCUCUACAACAUCGUCUUCAGGGCCUCUGACAGGCUUUUCAGCCAACAUACAAGGAGCACGGGUUUAUCUUCAAGGGCCAGCACCUGUUGGGACCCCCAGUUUUAACAGACAGCAUUUUUCACCACAUCCGUGGACAAGCGCAACAAAUUCAUGUAGGAACUUCAUGGCAGGUGAAUCUCCUAUUCCAUCAGUUUCCUCGGGAUCAUCCUCACCCCUAUCAGCUGCUUCUGCACCUUCUAGCUUGGGCCAGCCAAAAACGGGUAACACAAGUCAAGAUCGAAAAGUACCACCUCCCAUUGGGACAGAGAGACUUGCUAGAAUUCGACAGGGAGGGUCUGUUACUCCUACCCCACUGGGAACCAACUUCACAGCUCCAGUUGGUCACAGUGGUAUCUGGUCAUUUGGAGUUAACAGUGUAUCGGAAGGCUUGUCUGGUUGGUCCCAACCCGUAAUGGGGAAUCAUCCAAUGCAUCAACAGUUAUCAGACCCAGGCACGUUUUCUCAGCAUCAGCCAAUGGAAAGAGAUGAUUCUGGAAUAGUGGCUCCCUCAAACAUUUUCCACCAACCUAUGCCAAAUAGUUUUGUGGAUUUUUCUAAGGGUUUACCAAUUUCCAUGUAUGGAGGCACUCUAAUACCUUCGCAUCCUCAGCUCGCUGAUGGCCCAGGAGGCCCUCUGUUUAAUGGGCUUCAUACUCCAGAUCCAGCCUGGAACCCUAUGAUCAAGGUUGUCCAAAAUUCAACAGAAUGUACUGAUGCUCAGCAGAUUUGGCCUGGCACCUGGGCACCUCACAUUGGAAACAUGCAUCUCAAGUACGUCAACUGAUUUGAGGGUCUAUCCUUUUUAGCAUUGUUCGGGAAACCUAUGACCUUGAAGAACCCUGGGGAUUUUUUUAAUGUGCCUAACAAAGCAUUUUUCUUUUUCUGUGGGCUGUAAAAAUGGAAACUUGAUUGCCCAUUGUAUAAGAACAAAUUUGAUUUACCUAUACAACUGAUUCUGUUCUCCAGUUAGUUUAGCCAUUUUGAACUUAAAAUCAGAUGAAUUUAGUGCUUUUGGCUAAACACUACUGAAUGCUACUUGUAUGCAGCAGAGAACUAGAUGAUUACAUGAUUUCAACCUUUUAGGGUGGUAAAUACAUGUAUAAUUGUUUACAUACUUAAAAAGGAAAAGUUGAGUAAAUUUCAUGUCGUAUAGUGGCUCUACUUUAUGUAGCCUGUAUUAAUGUGAAAUAUUUACCUGAAUAUUCAAUAAAAAGGCGAACAGUA
This is a messenger RNA of Alligator mississippiensis (American alligator), 8363 nucleotides long. RefSeq names its product ankyrin repeat and KH domain containing 1 (gene ANKHD1). The record is from RefSeq and is a predicted model, not a curated record. Gene Ontology annotation, cellular component: cytoplasm. The coding region runs from base 76 to 7923 and encodes 2615 amino acids. Gene Ontology annotation, biological process: innate immune response. Gene Ontology annotation, molecular function: RNA binding; protein binding. The transcript has 36 exons. NCBI's taxonomy places the organism in Eukaryota, Metazoa, Chordata, Crocodylia, Alligatoridae.